This is a messenger RNA of Vigna unguiculata (cowpea), 3942 nucleotides long. Its product is annotated as BTB/POZ domain-containing protein At5g66560-like. Lineage: Eukaryota; Viridiplantae; Streptophyta; Magnoliopsida; Fabales; Fabaceae. The record is from RefSeq and is a predicted model, not a curated record.
AUUGUCCUGCGUGCCACCAACAGUAUAUCGAGUGUAAAUACAAAAUCUUUAUAAUCUCUAUACAAAGCAGAGAUCAAUCCAUUGAAUGAUUAAAGCUUAGAGAAUAAAUAAACAAAAAUAAAAAUAAUAAUGAAGAACUGAUUAAGAUAACUAGCAGCAAGAGUUGCUGAUAUAAGACUGACGACUGUUGUAAUGGUUAAUUUGUAUCCAAAAACAUAGCAGUGCAAAUAGGUUAGAUUAUUGACAAUUUGACUUCAUCUCUUGUGCAAAUCAUCUGAUAGUAAUUCACCAAACAGUAAUUGAUAAAGAAACUUCCAUUGGAUCAGUGGGGUUUAUUGAAAGACUUCCUUCCCACCCUUUUUCUAAAUUUGUCCACAUUGUCAUGUGCGUGUAUCAAUUUGAGCUCUUCGAUCAUGUACCUUACGGUGGUUGUUGGUGGCCGUAAAUUAUACGAAAGUAUGGGAUAAAAGAUAUGCCACCAUAAAUGAAGACAUGGCUCUCAGCAUUUGUCUUUCUUUUUACUCAAUUUUGUUUAGUUUGGAAGCUAUAAGCUUAUCCUGUAAAAUGUUCCUCAACUUUAGGAAAAUAAAUUUCAUUAACAAUAAUAAUUUAUACCAACUUUCUGUUAUAUAUAUACCAUCUGUUAUAACUUACAUAUUCAUCACCUUACACUUAAUUAACCAGAUACUUGUGCCACUCUUCACUACAGGCUUCCUUCCUCCUUUAUCUGGUUUUUACUAAAUUUACUGUGAUUACUCUUAAUCAAGGGCAGACAAGAGGAAUGCUUACAUCUUUUCUGGUAGAGUAAAUAUAGAAGACGGCUUCAUGAAUUUAUUAACAUCCUCCAAAGAAAGGGUUUUAAUGGUAAUUGCUUCUGUUUUUAUAGUCUUUGUAGAAGUAUUUAUUAGUUUUGAAUUUUGUCAUGCUUUAACCGAUAUUUUUAGUUGAUCAUCAAUUAAAUUUAAUUUAACAUAAAUACUAAUUAAUAUAAUCUAGUAAUAAAGAGUAUUUUACUUAUCCUAAUUUGAAAUAGUUUUUAUUGUUUUAAACAUUAACUAAUUAUAUGUAAUAAUAAAGACUAAAAAGGAACCAUUAAAGAAUGUUGAAGCCUAAACCAACUAAAGAAAUUUGCAAUUAACAUUGCGUUCGUUAAUAGCCCAUGGCAGAUGAUAAAAUAUAAGGUUGGUAAGACGCGAGCAAAAAAUUGGAGGUCCCUCUAGGCCUUUUAGAGAGUUAUUUGACAGGUUCCGUGUAAAAUAAUGAUAAGAUGAUCUAUUAACUAAGCAAAGCAACUCUGUACUGUAUGUGAGAAAACCAGAAUUCUCAUUCCUAAACUAAAUUAUUCCAUCAUUUGCGCAAAAAGUAAUAACCUGGUUGGCAAGCAACGGUAUAUGAGUAAUGAGUGAAUGUUGGCUUUCCAAAAAGAAAACUAAUCAAUGGCACCUCCUUUUUGUGGAGUCUAUUUGCCAUCUUAAUGCAUGAGUGAGAGAAACAGUAGGUGAUAGUGAAGUUCUGCUGAAAGUCAGAGAAGAAGAAAGAAAAGGAAGUUCUGAUAAAGGAAGGAAAGGGAUCCUAUGGAUCCCCUUUUUAGGAAUUUGGUCUAGGUCUAUUUGUCCGUUUUGAGUUUGUAGAUUCCAUACUGUUUCACCCAGUCCUUUCUUCUUCUUUUCUCUUCCUUAUAUUAAGCUUUUUUCAUGUGUUAUUUUCCACAUAAAACCUCCAAAAGAAAGCACAAAAAGACAAUCUUUUUCUUCCUUCUCAUCUUCUAUAUUUCGCAAUUGGCUGUGCCAGUCAAGUCUACUUACUUUCUACAAUUCAUCUAUAAUUCCGGGUGAUAAUAAAAUCCCUGACCCACAACCCCUACUCACAUUAUUUAUGUCCAAUCUCUGAUAUAUGCUUAGUUUUCAGCAUCUUCAGAAUUCAGCUUUACUGCAAUCUGUUUCUAUUAUUUUGAAUCCUAGUAUUUUUGUGAGGAAAUGGCAACAGGGGAGCAACUGAAUUCUAGAGAGCAAGCAUGGUUAGAGGUUUGCACAACGGAAUUGCCAAGUGACCUUGUGGUUGAAGUAGAGAAGAUGAACUUCCAUCUUCAAAGGUCCCCUAUGAUGUCAAAAAGUCGAAAGCUUCACCAGCUAAUAAGCGACGAAGAAGCAAAUCAUUCCUCUGCUACCACACCAGCAGCAGAAGAGGGGGAGAAACAUUGUCAUUUGGUGCUCGCAGAUUUCCCCGGCGGCUCCGAGACCUUUGAAUUAGCCGCCAAAUUCUGUUUCGGCGCCAAAAUUAACUUGUCUUCUUCCAAUGUGGUUCCUCUCCGCUGUGCUGGGGAGUUUCUCGAGAUGACGGAAGAACACUCCGAAGAAAACCUGAUCGCCAAGACGGAGACCUUCCUCUCUCAGUCCGUGCUAAACAGCCUCAAGGACUCCAUCAUAGCUUUGAAAUCCAGCCAGCGCUUAAUGCCUCUAGCGGAGACUUUAGGAAUCCCGCGGAGGUGCGUCGAUUCCAUCAUCUCCGAAGCACGCUUUAGGUGGCCAGUGAGCGAUUCCGCUUACACACUGCGGGGAAGAAGAAAAGCCGUGAUCGAUGGUGAAGAUGACUCUUGGUUUGAGGAGCUCACGCUUCUAGGUUUACCUAUGUUCAAGCAAUUAAUUAUCGCCAUGAAAGAAUCUGAGCUGAAGCCGGAGAUAAUCGAAAUCUGCCUAAUGCAUUACGCUAAGAAACACAUUCCAGGUUUGUCGAGGUCCAAUCGGAAGGCCUUGACAUCAUCUUCUUCAGAAGCAGAACAGAAAGAGUUACUUGAGAUUGUGAUCUCGAACCUCUCAUCCAAGCACUCCACGCAGGUGAGGUUUCUCUUCGGACUGUUGCGAGCCGCUACCAUGCUGAGCGCUUCCAAAGCAUGCAGAGACGUGUUGGAGAAGAAGAUAGGAUCGCAGCUCGAUGAAGUCACUCUCGAUGACCUUCUCAUACCUAGCUAUUCAUACCUAAACGAAACUUUGUACGAUAUCGAUUGCGUAGCGAGGAUUUUACGUUACUUUUUAGAAGAAGAACGAAACGUGGCUGCAAUCGACGGCUGCGAACCGACGUCGCCGGCGCUGAUGCUUGUUGGAAAACUCAUUGACUGUUAUCUUUCAGAGAUCGCUUCCGAUGCGAAUCUCAAGCCUAAGAAAUUCUACGAUCUCGCUAUCUCAGUUCCUGAUCAAGCGAGACUGUUCCACGAUGGUCUCUAUCGUGCCGUAGAUGUCUAUCUCAAGGCGCAUCCAUGGGUUUCGAAAUCGGAUAGGGAGAAGAUUUGUGAAGUGUUGGACUGUCAGAAACUUACACUGGAGGCGUGCACGCACGCCGCGCAGAAUGAAAGGCUCCCGCUGCGAGCGGUGGUUCGCGUGCUCUUCUUCGAGCAACUUCAACUGCGGCACACCAUCGCCGGAACGCUGAUGGCAGCGCAGGAGCCGGCAAGACCUUCGGUGGCGUCGGCGGAUGCAGAGUGGGGUGGAGCAGGGGAAGGAUGCACGCACGAUCGCGGCGAUAUUAACACGUGGCAGGUAACGGUGAGGGAGAAUCAGGUGCUUCGCUUGGACAUGGAUAGCAUGAGGUCGCGGGUGCAUCAGCUAGAACGAGAGUGUUCUUCGAUGAAACGGGUGAUUGAGAAGAUGGACAGGAAUGGCCCACAAGGUGGCGGGGUGUGGCUCGCUUUGGGGAAGAAGUUCGGUUGCAAGUUCAAAACGCAGGUUUGUGAUUCGCAUGAGCCAACAACGGUGGUUGACAAGCGCGACGGUAGGCCCCACCGGCGUCCUCAUCGUGAAUAAUAAGUAGAGUAGCACCCUAGUAUAAUACCUUCCUGGAUGACACGUGAGAAUAUGAUUGGACUUUGGAAUGCGUGAUAAUGGGAAUGGUUCUAUGCCGUUUGCACAUUGUGUUCAUAUUGGUGAUAUGAUAUGAUUGUUGACUCUC